AUGAUUACACCAAAGUUUAACGUUAAUCAGGAUGAAGAGUUUAUCUAUAUCAAGCUUCACAUAUCAAAUAUUAGGUUCAAUGCUCCUGGGUUAGAAAUAGUGGUGGAUGGAAAUUUGUUUGUUUUCCACCUGUCACCAUAUUACCUAAGGUUAAGAUUCCCACAUGAAAUGGUUGACGAUGAAAGAUGCACCGCUCAGUAUAACUCAAACGAUGAAAGUAUAGCUGUCAAAGUUCCCAAGACACUUAAGGGUCAGGUUUUUGAAGAUUUGGAUCUUUCUACCAAAUUACUUGCCCGACAGGGAGAAAUAUUGGCUCUGGAUGGAAUUGAAGCUAGGGAGAAGUUGUCAAAGGUUGCCGGGAAAUCAUUGAUUGAGGAAGUUGGAGGUGCAUCUGAUAUAAAUGGUAGGCUAUCACAAACUAAGGAGAAAUUUGAUUGGAAAGAAAGGCAACAGUUACAAGAAACUGGCGAGAAGUUUAAUUGGGAAUUAAAGCAAGAGUUACAAGAUUCUAGUGAUAUGUUGUUGAACCAUAAGUAUGGAUUUGACGAUCAAUAUGAAUCUAUAAUAAGGAUAUCUUUGUCUAAUGGUAAUGACAUAAAUGAAUUAGAUGAUCCUGAAAAUACUUCGAUGGAUUCUAGGGUUCUCGAAAGGAUCAGUAAGGAGAAUUUGAAAUUUGAUCCUGAAUAUUAUAUCUCUGAGUAUAUGACCUUCAAGUAUGGGUCCAAAGAGGAAUUGGAUAUUAAUGGCAUAAAUACACUACUAAAGUUCAUUCCUACUCUUCCUAAGGCGUACCUAAAAUGGUAUAAGCACGCUGAGAACAAAGAUAUAACUAUGCCUGUUGAAUUCAAUGGCAAAGAACAGGAGAUAAUGCAGAAUAAUAUUCCAAAAAAAGAAUAUCUUGUGUCGGAUAUAAAACCAUUAUAUCUGACUAUACUAUCUUUACUGUUUGCUCAGACUUUCGAACAAAUUGAAAACGAAGGUUCUCAUAACACUGAAUCUGCAUGGACAAUUGGCAAACUGACACCACAAAUUAGUUUUUUGGAUCAACAAAUCCUACCACAGGAUUUAAUAGAGAAAUUCUCCAUUAUCAAAGCUGUAAUAGUUACAGGUAUGCGACGCUCUUUAAGUUACCCGCUACAUCGAAACUAUGAUUUAUCUAUGAAAUGUUGGAAUUACGUUUACUAUAUUCUUCGCGGCGGGAAAAGGUUGGUCUUGCGUGCACUGUUAGAUAUACAUGAAGUGUUUCGUUUCCAUGAGGUUUACUAUGUUUAUAAUAAGAUUCUGCUAGACGACCUAUGUUCUUGGUUUUUAUUAAAUGGAAGCGAGCAUCUCAUAAGAUCGUUAGCAGUAGACUUGAAGAGGGAAUUAGAUGCAUUACAGAAGAAAGAAAUCGAAUUUGACUGCGUGGUUGGACCGGAUGAAAAUAGUGGAGAGGUGUUAUGGGAAAAUCUAACUUUAGAAGAGAUGGAAUAUUUAGCAGAACAGGAGUACUUAGAAUCAAACCCAACCAAUGGUCGGCAGUGA
Messenger RNA from Eremothecium cymbalariae DBVPG#7215, 1524 nucleotides. It is a transcript of the gene SHQ1, whose product is annotated as Hsp90 cochaperone SHQ1. The coding region runs from base 1 to 1524 and encodes 507 amino acids. The transcript has a single exon. Lineage: Eukaryota; Fungi; Ascomycota; Saccharomycetes; Saccharomycetales; Saccharomycetaceae. Gene Ontology annotation, cellular component: cytoplasm; nucleoplasm. The record is from RefSeq and is a predicted model, not a curated record. Gene Ontology annotation, biological process: box H/ACA snoRNP assembly.